AUGACAAGUUCUUCCAGUACACAAGCGGCUGCUGGCUUUGAGUGUAUUGCAGCUGAAAGUAUUGGAGCAAACAAGUGUGUUGCCAUGACAAAGUUGGUGGAAGGCACUUUUAACAAGACCUUUCAUCUUAAGAUGGACAACAGCUCUACUGCCAUUGCAAGGAUACCUCAACCCAUUGCUGGACCCAAGUACUAUACCACCGCAUCAGAGAUCACAAUAAUAGAUUUUGCCCAUACAGUACUCCAGAUACCUGCCCUACAGGUUCAUACAUGGAGUGCAUGCGCGGAUAACCCUGUUGGUGCUGAAUACAUUAUCAUGGAGGAAGCUACAGGGACAAAGCUGGAGGACAUAUGGGAUAAUCUUUCUCUAGAAGACAGAAUUGGUAUCAUGAAGGAUCUGGUAUUGAUUGAAAAUAAGCUUCUUUCAGUAUCUUUCAGCAGAUAUGGGAAUCUCUAUUACUCUGGCAAGGCAGUCCCUGGGGCUGUGGUUGCUGAAGUUGUGAGUGAUACAUCACCAGAACUUAAAAUGGACAUGAAGACACAGUUUUCCAUUGGCCCUGUUGUAGCAAGAGAUUUUUGGACAAAAGAAAAUUCAGUGAUGGAUAUAGAUCAGGGACAUCUUCCACAUGAAUAUGCAGCAGCUUUAGUGCACUGUGAACAGAAAUGGAUUGAGCAAUACACAAUCCCCAAGCCUGCAACUGAUCAAUUCAUAACAUCUACAGUGCAAAAUUCCUCUGAAGCCCAUCUUUCUCUUCUCAAAAAGUAUCUACAAGUGGCCCCUUAUCUUUUGCCCACAGAUGACCCAAAUCUCAUCACAUCUACAAUCUGGCAUACAGAUCUCCAUGCCAGCAACCUCUUUGUUGACAAAGGCCAUAUCACUAGUGUGAUUGACUGGCAGGAAGCUUGGACUGGGCCUCUAGUUCUUCAAGGCCACCAUCCACACCUAGUUGAUUACCAAGGUGAUAUCAUUUUGGAACCACCGCCAAAUUUUAAGGACCUUGAACUGAAUGAGAAGGCCCAAUUGAAAAAGCAGAUUGCUAGUUCCAUAAUUCUUUAUCUUUAUGAACAGCAAACAGCAAAACUCAACCCUAAUCUCAACAGAGUACUCCAUUUAAAGCUCGGGCGAGUGAGGUGUGAGCCUAUAAGCUUUGUCAGCAACACCUGGGAUGAUGAUAUUUUGCCAUUGCAUGAAUUACUGAUAAAUGUGGAAAGCAUGUAUGAUGAGGCUGUCGCUCUUUUUUCAGAACUCAGGGAAAUCAGGUUGAAGAACAUGAUAGGAAAGGAGAGAAAGGACUUUGAAGCACAGACGCGGUGGGUGGAGAGCUCUUCCCAGAGCCAUAAUGAUGGAAAUGUAGAAUGA
Coccidioides immitis RS is the source of this 1359-nucleotide messenger RNA. RefSeq lists its product as uncharacterized. The record is from RefSeq and is a predicted model, not a curated record. The coding region runs from base 1 to 1359 and encodes 452 amino acids. Gene Ontology annotation, cellular component: mitochondrion. NCBI's taxonomy places the organism in Eukaryota, Fungi, Ascomycota, Eurotiomycetes, Onygenales, Onygenaceae. The transcript has 6 exons.